AUGGAGACGAUUGCCUUCCUGGCUCCAGUGUGGGGACCCAGUCCGGCAGCACCAUCGGUGGUGCCGGUACAGGGGGUGCGGCGACAGCCCCGGAGUAGCCAGCUUCCGGCAGCGCUGGCAGCGCCUUUGGUGGCUCUGGCAGUAAGGCAUCGAUCCUGCAAGUCGCUUGCGCGACGGGCCACAGUCUUCAUUGAUGGAGAAGCCGGAACAACAGGCCUGCAGGUUCGUGAGCGCCUGGAGAAGCAUCCCGAGAUUCAAAUCCUCAGCUUGGAUGCUGACAAGCGCAAGGACGCCCGUCAUUUGCUGGGCCCACUUGCCUUUUCCCGGUAUGCGGCGCCCCGAAGCCGCUAG
Molecule: messenger RNA, 351 nt
Organism: Symbiodinium natans
Lineage: Eukaryota; Dinophyceae; Suessiales; Symbiodiniaceae
Source: the annotation of a GenBank genome assembly